AUGAAGAAACUCAAAAUGGCGGAGGGCUGGCCCAUCCCCCAGGCCCUGCUCCUGUUAAUAGUGAGUGUCGUGGGCCUGGACACUUGCCCAGCUCCUUGUGUUUGCUCCAGUGGUCCAGCUGCCUCUCAGAUGUUGGACUGUAACAGAAAAAGAUUGACCACUGCGUCUUUGGAUGCUCCAGCAUGGAUCACUCAUGUGUCUUUGAAUCAAAAUGAACUUACGGGGGUGCCUUUCCUUGGAGAUGCCUCAUCCAACAUCACUGUGUUAUCACUCGUUCAUAACCGAAUCUCAGAGGUUGUGGCUGAGCAGCUGUUGCCAUAUUCAUCACUAGAAAGUCUGGAUUUGAGCUCCAACUCGAUAUCCGAGCUCAAAGCUGGAUCCUUUCCACCCAUGCAGUUGAAAUAUCUCAACCUGAGCAAAAACAAGAUAGGUUUCCUGGAGCCCGGCUGUUUCGGAAACAUCAGCUCUCUGCUUGUGUUAAAGAUCAACCAGAACCGAAUCUCUUUGCUACCCGACAAAGUCUUCACCCUCUCUCAGCUCCAAGUCUUGGAGUUGAGGCGCAACAGGAUCCGUGUCGUGGAAAGCCUCAUCUUUAAAGAACUGAAGGCUCUUAAAACAUUGAAGAUGCAGCGUAAUGGCAUCACUAAGCUGAUGGAUGGAGCUCUGUUUGGUCUGGAAAACAUGGAGGAGCUAGAGUUGGAGUAUAAUAAUCUAACAGAACUGAAUAAGGGGUGGUUGUAUGGACUGCACAUGCUCCGGAUUUUACGGGUCAAUCAGAACAAUAUCGGAUUGAUCCGGGCCGACGCUUGGGAGUUUUGCCGCCGCUUGGAAGAACUGGAUUUGUCCUUUAACCAUCUGAGUCGUCUGGAGGAUUGGGUGUUCGGUGGUCUCAGCCUCCUUCAAAAUCUAAACCUGGGUGACAACCAGAUCACACAUCUGGGAGUAGGAGUGUUCAGCAGCCUGGCAAAUGUCCGCACACUAGACAUCCGUAAUAACGAGGUAGCUCUCGCCAUCGAAGAUUCCGUUGGCAUGUUUGCGGGUUUGAAGAGGCUGAACUCGCUGGUUUUGCAGAAUAAUAAGAUCAGGACCAUCACUAAAAGAGCGUUUGAGGGUCUGAUGGAGCUGGAAAAUUUGGACCUGAGCAAGAAUGGCAUAAUUUCCCUUCAUCCGGAUGCAUUCUCUCAUUUAAAACUCAAAACGCUUGAUCUGAACACCAGCAGUCUCCUGUGUGACUGUCAGCUGCAGUGGUUGGGUCAGUGGAUGAUUGACAGCCGCUUCCAGCAAUCCUGCAUUGCAGUGUGCGCCUAUCCCGCCACCCUGGCAGGUUCUAGUGUGUUUGUGGUUAAACCUGAGGAGUUCAUCUGCAAUGACUUCCCAAAACCUCAGAUCAGCGCUCACCCCAAAACCGUUGUAGCUUUACGAGGGACCAACAUCACAUUGAAUUGUUCUGCAUUCAGCAGCAGCGACUCUCCAAUGAGCACCGCUUGGCGUAAAGACGGAGAGGUGCUGUACGACGCACAGGUGCAAAACUAUGCCCGCUACCAGGACCAGCGCCUGCAGUACACCACCUUACUACAUCUGCUUAAUGUCAACUUCACUGAUGAAGGACAGUAUCAGUGUGUCAUCUUCAAUCAUUUUGGCUCCAACUACUCAACGCUGGCCAAGCUCACUGUCAAUGAGCUCCCCACCUUCCUGAAGAUCCCCAUGGACCUGACCAUCCGCACAGGUACGGUUGCUAGGUUGGAGUGCGCUGCAGAGGGACACCCGACACCCCAGAUCGCCUGGCAGAAAGACGGAGGUAUCAAUUUCCCCGCUGCCCGUGAAAGAAGGAUGCAUGUCAUGCCAGACGAUGACACGUUUUUUAUCGCCAACGUGAAGACUGAGGAUAUGGGCGUGUACAGUUGUACAGCUAAAAACGAAGCCGGCAGCCUGUCAGCAAAUGCCACUCUUACAGUGUUGGAAACACCAUCCUUUCAGCGCCCUCUAGAGGAUCGUACCGUCGCCCGAGGUGAGACUGCCGUCCUCCAGUGCAUAGCUCGUGGCAGCCCCACCCCACGUCUCAACUGGACCAAAGACGACGCCCCGUUGGUGCUGACGGAACGCCACUUCUUCGCCGCUGCCAAUCAGCUUCUCAUCAUUGUAGAUGCCGGACCGGUCGAUGCGGGGAAAUACACGUGCAUCAUGUCCAACACGCUCGGCACAGAGCGUGGCCACAUCUACCUCGGCAUCUCACCAUCGGCCAACUGCGACCCGGUGACCAGCGUGUACGGUCAAGAUGGCUGGACCACAGUCGGCAUUGUUGUGAUGGUGGUUGUCUGCUGCGUGGUCGGCACCUCGCUCGUGUGGGUCAUAGUCAUCUAUCACAUGAGACGCAAGAGUGAAGAUUACAGCAUAACUAAUACAGAUGAGUUGACCCUGCCAGCAGACAUCCCAAGUUAUCUCUCAUCUCAGGGUACGCUGUCUGAACCUCAGGAGGGAUACAGCAACUCCGAAAACGGAAGUCACCAGCAACUCAUGCCCACUCACGUCAACGGAUACGCCCACAAAGGCACUGAUGGCGUGUGUUACGGAGAUGCUAGCGGUGAGAUGGAUCCAGAAGCCAGUGGAAUACUGGGAAGUCGCGUCGGUUCGUUCUUUGCUGGCCGUAGCAGCUUUCACAGAAGCGAACCCAGAGAGGGGCAGGCGAAUGUACCCAAUGGAGGAACAGGCCCUUUGGUCAUCUGCUCAGACUGUUAUGACAAUGCCAACAUCUACUCUCGCACCCGCGAGUACUGCCCGUAUGCUUACCUGGCUGAGGAUGAACCACUGGUGGCCCAGAUCUCUCAAGAUGGACACCUGAAUGGCCUUCAGGAGCAGCUCACCGAGCGUGCAGAUGUGCCGGUGGAGGGUUUGAUAAAUCAGAACUCAUCGGGGUUUCUCUCCAAUCCUGAACCAGGACUGCAGGCAUUACAACACUAUGGUGCUGAUGUGCCAGGCAGGUCAUUUUGGGAUGGUGAAGAAACCUACCCCUCCAUCCUCGCCCAAGGGUCAGUGACUGUACACAAUCCCCCGACGUCUAUUCCUACCGGGGACGAUCGAGAGGAGAGGAGGGAGGCAUUGGAAGAAGACUCAUAUAGGACUAAGCCACAGGAAAGCACCUCUGCGCCCACAUAAACCCGCUUUUACCCCCUCAAACUCACCACCUCGUCCCACAGUCGACUUCCAGUGUCCCUCACCCCACUACCUCCACUGAGAAGCCUCAUUUUCUGCCAAAUGAAAUGCCUCUCUCCUCAAUGUUUACACUGCCCUUUCCCUCCACUGGUACGUGUGUGUAUUGAGGAAAACAGGAAACAGAAUUCCUGCUGUACAACUAACUGAUCUGGUUUGAGCCCGAGACUCUAAACGUAACAUUUCCAAGAGCUUCGCUAGCUCUAUCGUGAGUUGUACCAUUUGGCCGUGGUACCUUUACCCCAUUGAGCCUUUUUGCAUAUGCCAAAGCUUGUCCCGGACAGCUGAUAAUGCUCUGGAAAAGGAGUCGUACGAAUAUCGACUGUGAAAAUAUUGACCCUUUAAAGGCAGACAACUUUCCACAAGGACAAAACAGGGCGGAGUGACGUCGGAGGGUCAAUAAUCUAUUUUGCAUUUCUCGUUUGAUCCAUCACACGGUACUGACUGAUAAUCAUUAUUGUGAUUUAUUGUACGCCGGCCUUACUGUUAUUUGUCGCUACUAAUGCAUUUUAUUUUGUGCUUUUCACAAACUCAAAAGUAUUCCAAAUUAUUCCUUUCUGUGUUUUUUUUUUUUUUGAAGGCACUAUAAUAGAUCGUCAGAAAAACAAGCUAUAUUGCACAUUUGACAAUCUGCCCAACACAGCCUGUAAUACGCUAAGUUGUUUUAGUUCUCUUCCAUGUUAAGCCUCUUGUUGUUUUGCAGACAGAUUUGAAGGGGUUAUCACUGUAAUUCGUCUAACCCUACCCGUGAUUUCUUACGUACUUGCACACUACAGUGUUUAGGCAUCCAAACACGGCGCUCUCAUCCCGAUCAGUAAGCUCAAGGCGAGAGAUUUUUGGUGCUGCUAUUCACACUUCACCUUGCAGUGUGACUGUAUGCUGAUAAAUAUAUGUAUUAUUAUAUAUACAUACAUUACUUUAAGAUCAGGCUACGUUUUGCCCGUCCAACAUAUGCUGGAUUAACUAAUUUUGCCUCAACUCAUUUUGAGUUCUUAGCCUUUCUUUAAAAUUUGUAUUAGUUGUACACUGUAAAAAAUUAAUUUUAAGAAAAAAAUUCUUCAUAUUUUUGUCUCGUUUUCAGUAAAAAUAUCAAAAAAUUCUUACAAAUUAUUUUUCUUGUUGUC
This is a messenger RNA of Misgurnus anguillicaudatus (oriental weatherfish), 4331 nucleotides long. RefSeq names its product leucine-rich repeats and immunoglobulin-like domains 2 (gene lrig2). NCBI's taxonomy places the organism in Eukaryota, Metazoa, Chordata, Actinopteri, Cypriniformes, Cobitidae. Gene Ontology annotation, molecular function: protein binding. The record is from RefSeq and is a predicted model, not a curated record.